Plasmodium gaboni is the source of this 2637-nucleotide messenger RNA. RefSeq names its product putative DNA mismatch repair protein MSH2. Gene Ontology annotation, biological process: mismatch repair; mitotic recombination. Gene Ontology annotation, cellular component: MutSalpha complex; nucleus. Gene Ontology annotation, molecular function: ATP binding; mismatched DNA binding; ATP-dependent DNA damage sensor activity. The coding region runs from base 1 to 2637 and encodes 878 amino acids. The record is from RefSeq and is a predicted model, not a curated record. The transcript has a single exon. Lineage: Eukaryota; Apicomplexa; Aconoidasida; Haemosporida; Plasmodiidae.
AUGUCAACUGCUGACGAAAGUGAGGAUAAAAGCCGAGUUAUAAGUUUCAAUUUAGACGUAAGAAACAAUAUUAGAUAUGUAGGUAUAUGCAUAUACGACAUAUAUAGUAACGAAUUUUCUUUAUGCGAAUAUAUAGAAAAUGAACAUUUUACUGUUCUAGAAUCCAUAUUACUACAAACGAGGCCUAGUAGUUUUUUAUAUUUAUCUAAUAAUGAGAAAGUAGAUGAGAAAAGGAUUCAUUUGAUAUUAAAUUUAUGCGAUAUAAAAUAUAAGGAGUUACCAAAAAUAUUUUAUGAAUCAGGUUGUAUAGAAAAUGAUCUUAUGAAAUUAUUAAAAGGAAGUGAUAUAAAACAUUGUGUUCAUUUCUUAACAGAUCUACAACUAGCUUGUAAAUCUUUAUGUAGUAUAAUAAAAGAUUUAGAUUUAUUAAAUGACAACAGUUCAAUAAACAAAUGUAUUUUAAAAAAUUAUCAUAUUAAUAAAUAUCUUAAGUUAGAUAAGGCUGCUAUGAUUGCUUUAAAUAUAUAUGAUGAUAUACAUAUGGAUCAUAGUAGUAAUAAAAAUACAUCAAAAACAAAUCCUUCAUCAGCUAACACAUUAACACUUUAUAAAUUCCUAAACAAAUGUAAAACAAAAAUAGGACAACGCAAAUUAUUAAAUUGGAUAAUACAUCCGAUAAGAGAUGAACAAAAAAUAAAUGAGAGAUUAGAUAUGGUUCAAAUAUUUAAAGAAGAUAAUGUUACUAGAUCUAUAAUUCAAUCGGAUUAUUUAAGAAAGGUAUGUGAUUUACAAAUAAUUAUAAAAAAAUUUAAAACUACUAGUGGUUAUCUUAAUGAUAAUAAUAUAAAUGAUAAUAAUAUAAACAAUAAUGAUAAUAAUAUGUGUGAUCAUAAUAAUAAUAGCAUGAUAAUGAAAAAAAAAAAUAACAAUAUAAUAUUCAAAGGCAAACAUUCAUGUACUCUGGAAGAUCUUGUUAAAUUAUAUGACACAAUUGUUGUUUCUAAAAAAAUAUACUACCUAUUAAAUGAUUAUAAAGGAACAAACGAAAAUACCCUAAAUAAAAAGAUACUAAAACCUUUAUGUGAUUGUCUUAUUAAGUUAGAACCUUAUUUAAAGCUUAUCGAAUUAACGAUAGAUUUUGAAGAAAUAGAAAAACAAAAUAAUUAUUUGAUAUCAAGGACAUUUGAUGAAAAUCUUGAUUUAUUGGCAACACAAAAGGAUAAUAUAUAUAAUUUAAUAAAAGAACAUAAAUUCGAAGUAGAAGAGGAUAUACAAUAUUUAAAAGGAAAACAAAUAAAAAAAAAACCAACAUCAGCUAAUAAAUUAAUAGGAGGACAAAUAAAUAACACAAAUAAUACAAAUAAUACAAAUAAUACAAAUUAUAAUAAUAUUAAGGAAGAUAUAAAAUUAGUCGAGUGUAAUGCAAAUAUAUUCCUAUUUAGAGCUGUGAAAAAAGAUAUAAACUAUAUACAAGAAAGAAAAAAUGUAUAUAUACAAGUAAGAAUGAAUAAAAAUGAAAUAUUAUUUCAUACAAAUAAAUUGAAAAAUUUAUGUAGACAAUAUGAACAUAUAUUGAAUCAAUAUAAUAUAAUACAAGAAAGUUUAGCCCAUAAAGCAAUUCAAGUAGCAUGUUCAUAUUGGGAGCCAAUAAUAACAUUAUCAAAAAUAUUAUCUGAGAUUGAUAUUUUUUGUUCAUUUGGAUUUAUAAGUUCUUCAAGUAUAUCAACAUAUGUAAGACCAGAAAUUCAAGAGAAUGGAAAUUUAUUACAUAUGAAAAAUUCUCGUCAUCCAUUAGUUGAAUCAAAUUUAUUAUUAAUAAAUAAUUUUAUACCUAAUGAUGUAUAUAUGGAUAAAGAACUUACACGAUUAAAUAUAAUUACAGGUCCAAAUAUGGGUGGUAAAAGUACAUACAUUAGACAAAUAGCUCUUAUAUGUGUAAUGGCACAUAUAGGAUGUUUCGUACCUUGUACGUUUGCAAAAAUUCCUAUACUUACACAAAUAAUGUGUCGAGUUGGAUCAUCAGAUAUACAAUUAAAAGGUAUUUCUACUUUUUUUUCAGAAAUGAUUGAAAUAUCUGCUAUUAUAAAAAACGCUGAUCAAAAUACUUUAAUCAUAAUAGAUGAAUUAGGAAGAGGAACAUCAACAUAUGAAGGGUUUGGUAUCAGCUGGUCUGUUGCUUAUUAUAUUUUAAAUACAAUAAAAUGCUUUUGUUUAUUUGCAACACAUUUUCAUGAAAUGUCAAAUUUAGAAGAUGAAUAUAAAGGAGUAACUAAUAACCAUGUUGGAGCCAAAAUUGAUACACACACAAAAAAAAUCUCUUUCUUAUAUGAAAUUAAAAAAGGAUAUGCUGAUAAAAGUUAUGGGGUAUAUGUUGCUCAAAUAGCACAAUUGCCAAAAACAGUUAUUGAUAAAGCCUUCCAAAAAUCAAAAGAAUUAGAAUCGGUAGAAAACAGACAUUAUUUUAAAAAAAAAUUAUUAAAUCAUACUAAUCAACAUAAUAAUACAAAUCAUACAUCUAAUCAUAAUAAAUACAUCUCUUAUUUAAAAGAUAUUUUCAGCGUCACAAAUGAACACGAAUUUUUAACCUCAUUCAAAAAAUAUAAAGAACAAAUCAAUAAUAUACUAAACGAUAUAUAA